AUGCCUAAAGCACUUAAGAAUUAUCACGAAGGCAUCAAAUACCAUAAAAUACAUAAAGGAGGCGAGCCAGGCUGCUAUCAAUUACACAGGCCAUCGGAAUGUCGUCUGAAGUUUCCACCGACGGAACGUCCCAUCCACAAGUGCGAAGUUCCAAAACACGAGUACACGCUGGUCCCUCAGUUGGGAGGUUGGAGGACCCUGCUGGUGCCCAAGACCAAGCCGAACUACUACCCCGCCGUCAUCAACAAGGAUGACUAUGAGAGACUCAAGAAACAGGCUAAGAUUGUAACUACGGAAGAACAGAUCCAAGCUAUGCACGCUCAAGAGGCAGCCGUCCAGAAGGCUGCGAGGGAGUCUGAGGAAAGAAAGAGAUUACUCAAGGAACAGCUCAAACCACAACCAGGGGCCGAGGCAGCCACUGGGACCGCGGACCCUGAGCUGGAGGGACCGGAUCAAGCGGCGCAUACUCUGUCUAGAUCGGAAAUGUUGAAAGCUAACAACAUGCAAGGCCCGAGACUGUGUAACAGGAUCAUCCUGGCGUCCAAGUGUCACGCGAUCCGUGACGCGCAGAUAGCUGAGAAGGAACUCAUCAAGAAGGAACUCGACGAAGAGGAGAGGAGACUCGAUGAUAUAAUGGAGUCCAACCGUUUGUCCGCGGUGGCUCGAGCUGAGGCUGCGGAGGCUCGUCGACACGAGCUGCGGCUACAGAACCUCGCCGCUCUCAAGGAACAGAUACAAGCUCACGACACCGCCAAGAUAAUGGAAGCUGAGAGAAUUGAAGAGGAGAGCAUAAGAGUGAACCAGUCCAACAUCGCUAUGCAGAUAGAUGAGGCGCGGAAACUGAAAGAGAAACAUGGCAGACAAGCCAAGCUCAAGGAGAUAUUGGAUCAAGGCAAUGCUGAACUUCUGUACUACAAGCAGCUCCAGAACGAGGAGGAGCGCAUCAUGGACCUUCGGAUCGCUAACUUCCUCAAACUGAAGCAGGAGAGAGAAGCCAGGAACAGAGCUGAGGCGGAGGCAGUGAAGGCCGCCAAGCAGAAGGGAAUAGACCAUAUCGCUAAGGCACAAAAGGCGGAACAAGAGCUGAAAGAAGAGCUGGAGAGAAUCAGAAACCUCAAGAUUCAGGAGGACGUGGAGAGAGAGUACAGGAGGAAGGAGAGAGAGGCUGCCAUCAAAAGAAACAGAGAGAUGAAGAGGUUACAUGAAGCUAGGGUGGCGCAGAUAACAGACAUCCACCGUCUGAUAGCGAGAGAGAUCGCCAAAGACGAGCAGAGCUUCAACAACGCGGCGAGACAGAACGAGGAGUUCAUACAGAAGGAGAGACAGUUGGAGGACCAAAGGAAGGCUCGCGUCGAACAACACAGACAGGAAAUAAUGAAACAAAUUAAUGACAAGGAAAGGGCGAGGGCUGAGCUCCGUGAAAAGCUCCACAACGAGGGUGUGGCGCUGAGGAUGGAGCAAGACCGACAGGACCAGUACGAGAGACGGGUUAUACGGCAGAAGGUGGCAGACAUGAGGACCCAGAAAGUAUCUGAAAAGUACGUGAAGGAGGUGGAACAGACACUCGGGAAACAUGGCUACUGA
Messenger RNA from Danaus chrysippus (African queen), 1584 nucleotides. The record is from the annotation of a GenBank genome assembly. NCBI's taxonomy places the organism in Eukaryota, Metazoa, Arthropoda, Insecta, Lepidoptera, Nymphalidae.